Diaporthe amygdali is the source of this 1503-nucleotide messenger RNA. RefSeq lists its product as uncharacterized. Gene Ontology annotation, cellular component: CCR4-NOT complex; CCR4-NOT core complex; P-body. NCBI's taxonomy places the organism in Eukaryota, Fungi, Ascomycota, Sordariomycetes, Diaporthales, Diaporthaceae. The coding region runs from base 1 to 1503 and encodes 500 amino acids. Gene Ontology annotation, molecular function: nucleic acid binding; poly(A)-specific ribonuclease activity. The record is from RefSeq and is a predicted model, not a curated record. The transcript has 2 exons.
AUGCCUCCACAGAUAUCGAGGUUCCAAAAUGGGCCCAACAACGUUGCUCCAUACCAACACCAGUUCGCUGGCCUGAACCCAGGCCACUCCAACAACUACACUCCACAACUGGGCGGCAAUCCCUCCCAUCUGAACCCGAACGCCCAGAUCCCUUCCUUCGCUACGAAUGGCAAUGUGCUAGGGCUGGCAGGAGGUAUGAACUCGGCCGCUGCGAGCUUCGGCGUCGGGCACGAGUCGGGCCUAGGUGGCCAGGCCGCCAGGAUGGGAUUUCACAACGCAACACUCCAGCAUCCACAGCAUGCCCAACAACAGAGCCACUCCAUGAUGGGGGACCAGCCUGCUCGCAAUCCAUUGGCCAAGGGCCGGAUACGAGAGGUGUGGAAACAUAACCUGGAGGACGAGAUGGCUGUGCUACGCGACCUGGUGCUAGAAUACCCAUAUAUUGCCAUGGAUACCGAGUUUCCUGGCGUCGUUGCGCGGCCGAUGGGUGCGUUCAGAGGCAAGAGCGACUACCACUACCAAUGUCUGCGGGUGAACGUAGAUCUUCUCAAGGUCAUUCAAAUCGGCAUAACGCUGUUUAACGAAGACGGAGAGACGCCAGCGACAAGGCCAAACUCGACAAAUGCGGCGGAAAUCGGUGGCGCAGGGCGGAAAAAUGCGAACCAGAAUCUAGUCCCCCACGCAUGGCAAUUCAACUUCAACUUCUCACUCAACGACGACAUGUACAACGAGCAAUCGAUCGACUCUCUCAAGCACGCUGGGAUCGACUUCGGGCUUCUGGAGCGGGACGGGAUCGAUCCCAAGAAGUUCGCGGCGCUCUUGAUACCUUCCGGUCUCACCCAUUUCGAAGAAGUCAAAUGGAUAUCUUUCCACGGAGGCUACGACUUUGGAUACCUCACAAAGCUUUUGAUGUGCGAACAAAUGCCGAACGACGAGCUUGAGUUCACAAAACGGCUGAAGAAGUACUUCCCGAGCGUCUACGACGUCAAGCACCUUAUGAAGCACGCGAUCAAGCAACACAACUCCGGGCUCCUGACACCAAGCGACCCGAGCACGACAGAGCUGCUGCAGAAGUUCGAGCAAAAGUCCGGCCUCGAGAGCAUAGCAGAAGCCCUGAAGAUUAAGCGACUUGGGGCCGCUCACCAGGCCGGGUCGGACGGCCUCCUGACGGGCAGGGUGUUCUUCUCGAUGCGUGAGAAGGUAUUCAACGGCGACAUCCCCACCGAGCAGGUCGGCAAGAUCUGGGGGCUGGGCGUGCCAGACAUCGGUGCACCGCUCGGAGCGGCCCAGCAGCAGGCAGCCGCAGACAGCACGCCGCCGCAGGGCAACAACAAUAACAACAACGCCGAAGGGACGCCCAGCACACCCAAUCAAGGCAGCGCGGGCCUGGUCAACACGCCGGCCGCGCAGUCGCACAACACGAACGGCGUCAGCAGCAUGGGGCCCAUGACGCCCGGGGGCGGCGGCGGGGUCUUUGGGAGCUUCCACAUCGGCGCCAGGUAG